CUUUACUCGGCGCCAUAGCCAAUGGCGCCGAGGUAACACAGCUCGGCGCCAUAGGCUAUGGCGCCGAGGUGCGUGUUACGCUGGCACAAACGGACAUCGUGGCACCGACGUGGCACCGACAUGGAACCGAGCUCGGCGCCAUAGAUCUUGGCGCCGAGCUCUAUUAUGUACACAAAACUUGUCUAGCUCAGUUGGUAGAGCUCAAGGCUUUUAACCUUGUGGUUGUGGGUUCAAGCCCCAUGAUAGGCAUGUUUUCAUACUUUUUUUUUUGUCUUUGACACUGAUUUUUUUGUUGUCCAGAUUUUUCGUUUAUGUCGCUGAUUUGUCCGUCUAGAUUUAUUUCUUAUCCAGAUUUUUUGUUUUUGUGACUGAUUUAUUUAUCCGUGCAUAUUUUUUUCGUUUAUUAAGCUUAAGGAAACGUACUUACAUUGGUUAGCGGCCACCGGUUUAGCUAUGGUGCAUCGUGGUUUUUUCGUUUAUGCCGCUGAUUUGUCCGUCCAAAUUUAUUUCUCAUCUUGAUUUGUUUUUGCUUUUGCGACUGAUUUAUUUAUUACAUUUUGUUUAAUAGUACUGAAUAAUCCGUCUGGCCCUUGGUGCAUUGUAAACCCCACAUGCUUAAGCUUGAUUCCGUCCUCUCGCUAAUUACAAGUGAUUUUAAACAUUAAAUAAUAUACUAAAAACAGAAGUACACCAUUUAAAAUGUUAAAAAUAUUUAUAUCAUAAACAAAUGAUUGUGUUAAUCUUACAUUAGUAGUGAUGUACAAUGAUAAAUUUUAAUUAAUAUUAAAAAGUAUAAUUUCGAAUACAUUAGAUUAUUGGAGUUUUAGAGUCCAAAAUAUAAAUAUACUUAAUAAACAAAAAGAUUAUAAUUAGAGUCCGGUAUAAAUAAACAGUGACUUGAUGAUUUUAUAAAGUACUUUGUACUUCCAUAGGGUGGGUUACUUAUGUGCAUGGUACUUGCGUCACGCAGUUUGAAUAAACAAAAACAAAAACAAAAAAAAUAUCUAGAUGAAUAAAUAAAUCGGUCACAAAAACAAAAAAACUAGAUGAAAAAUAAAUCUAGACGGACAAAUCAGCGACAUAAACGAAAAAUAUAGACAACAAAAAAACAAAUUAGUGAUAAAAAAAUACGUCCACGAUGGAGCUUGAACCCACAACCUCAAAGUUAAAAGUCUUGCACUCUACCGACUGAGCUAGACAUACUUUGCUGUUACAUAUCCGAGCUCGGCGCCAUAGAUCUUGGCGCCGAGCUCGAUACCACGUUGGCGCCACGUCGUUCAGGUUGGGCCAGCGUAGCACGCACCUCGGCGCCAUAGCCUAUGGCGCCGAGCUGUGUUACCUCGGCGCCAUUGGCUAUGGCGCCGAGUAAAGGGUCCAAAAAUGACAUUAAAAUUUUCUAAGGUCCAAACGUGAAUUUUUUUCUGAGGAAGGGCUAAAAUAUAAAAAAUUCGGUGUGUUUGUCGCUCGGUAGCCAGAGCCGGCCUGGGCCUGGCCUCCGCUCUUUCUCUUCCGCAUUGGCCAACAAGGCAAAGAGGGAACAAAACAACCGCCCUUGCAAGUGGGUCCAUUACUCCAUUCCAUCACAAUAGAACGGCAGCAACAAGGCCGCCACAGAGACGCAGACGCGAUCGCCGCCGGCCGUCCCCGCCCAGUGCGCUCUCGCGCUACACGUGCCAUGCCGCACGCAGCAAUGAGUAGCCGCCGCCGCCGCCGCCGCGGCGCUUAGCAAGCGACGAUGGAGAUGGCGAGCGCGCGGAGGAGGGCGAAGCCGCCGCAGGCGGUCGGCGGAGGCGGAGACCAGCUCGCGCUGUGGGCCGCCUGCGUGCUGCUCUCCUCGCUCUCGCUGCUCGUCGCCGCCGCCUUCUCCACGGGCUUCGGCGGGGCCGCGAGGCUCACGCUCGAGGCCGGCCCGGACCGGGACCGGGAGGCCGCGGGUGCGCUCGUGACGAGGGCAACUGGCGCCGGCAGCGGGAGGUACUGCGACGAGGACGACGACCUGAUCGACAGCAUGUCCGUGGACGGGGAGUGGGUGCUGCUGCGCGGCGCCGCCGAGCGGCUCUACGGGCCCGGGCAGUGCCCGUUCGUCGACGAGGGGUUCCGGUGCAGGGAGAACGGCAGGCCGGACGGCGACUACGCCGAGUGGGCAUGGCGGCCGAGGCGCUGCGCGCUGCCGAGGUUCCUAACUGCCAAGUGGUCGUGGUCAAGUCCCAAGCAUAUGCAUGCAUCAUAUAUAUUUGAUGUGUGUAUGCGUAUCAGAUUCGACGCGAGGAGGCUGCUGGAGAUGCUCCGGAACCGGCGGCUGGUGUUCGUGGGCGACUCCAUCGGGCGGAACCAGUGGGAGUCCAUGCUGUGCAUGCUGGCCUCGGCCGUCGCCGACGACAGGGACAAGCAGGCGAGCCCGGGCGGCGCCAGCAUAUACGAGGAGAACGGGAGCCCCAUCACCAAGCGCAAGGGCUUCCUCUCCUUCCGGUUCCGCGACUACAACUGCACCGUGGAGCACUACCGGUCGCCGUACCUGGUCCGCCGCGGCCGCCCGCCGCGCCACUCGCCGAAGCGCGUCGCCACGGCGCUCCGGCUGGGCUCCAUGGACGCCAUGGCGCCCCGGUGGAAGGACGCGGACGUCCUGGUGUUCAACACGGGACACUGGUGGAACCACGAGAGGCUGCAGCAGUUAGGAUGCUACUUCCAGGACGGCAAGACGUUGCGGCUCAACAUGAGCGUGGAGGACGCCUACGAGAGGGCGCUGAACACGCUGCAGAAAUGGGUCCAAAAGGAAGUGAACACAACAAAAACGCUGGUCGUCCUACGAACAUACUCGCCGGCACAUGUAAGGGCGUCAAACGGUGGUGGAGGUGGGUGUGUCAGGGAGACGGCGCCGGAGCUGAACACGUCGAGGAUCGCGCUGCACCGGUGGCCGGGCCUGCUCAACCCGAGCCCGGCUUUAAUUGAAGCGGCGAAGAAGCGGCAGCUGGCGACGAUGCACGUCCUGAACGUGACCCUGAUGACGGCGCAGCGGCGGGACGGCCACCCGUCGGUGUACAACGUCCGCCUCCCGUCGCCGGCGGCGGCGCAGGAGCAGGUGACGACGAGGGCGGCCGACUGCAGCCACUGGUGCCUGCCAGGCGUGCCGGACGCGUGGAACGAGCUCCUCUACGCUUUGAUUCUACAUAGGACUAGGACUACGUCAUUAGGAGGUUCAGACUGAGGUGUUUUUUAUUGGUUAUAAUUUAUUUAUAGAGGAACUAUAUAUAUCUUCUAAUAAUAAUGCUAAUGAUGUGUCCGGCCCA
Zea mays is the source of this 3287-nucleotide messenger RNA. Its product is annotated as protein trichome birefringence-like 10. The coding region runs from base 1736 to 3205 and encodes 489 amino acids. The transcript is spliced from 3 exons. Gene Ontology annotation, molecular function: O-acetyltransferase activity. NCBI's taxonomy places the organism in Eukaryota, Viridiplantae, Streptophyta, Magnoliopsida, Poales, Poaceae. The record is from RefSeq and is a predicted model, not a curated record. Gene Ontology annotation, cellular component: Golgi apparatus.